Messenger RNA from Lathyrus oleraceus (garden pea), 1931 nucleotides. Its product is annotated as protein argonaute 5. Gene Ontology annotation, molecular function: nucleic acid binding. The record is from RefSeq and is a predicted model, not a curated record. The coding region runs from base 1063 to 1725 and encodes 220 amino acids. NCBI's taxonomy places the organism in Eukaryota, Viridiplantae, Streptophyta, Magnoliopsida, Fabales, Fabaceae. The transcript has 7 exons.
GCCCCUUUCAUGAAUCUCUCUUAGAUUGAAAUUUCAAGCAAAAAUGGAAUAAAAUUGGAGAUGAAGAAACACAUAUGCAGAAACAUCAACAACCCUUUAUACUCCUUCUACAACACAUUUUUUUCAUGCUACAACAUAUAGACCUUCUCUCCAUUCAUUCACAUAAAAAACUUCAUAAAUCCUCUCAUAUUUCUCCAUCCUCCAUCAACAUGAAAAACACCAAUCUACAUACUCCAUUAUCCUCUGCACACUUCUAACCUCACAUCAACUUCUUUCAUUUUCAUUCAUCUUCACUACACCAUAAAAACACACUCUUUUCGUAUACAAAACAACCUUCUCUUUACCAAAAUAAAUCCAACAUACUCCUUCUUCUUUUAUUACUUUAUCUCCUUAUUUUUCUUCAUGUAGUGUCACCACCACCAUUACUACUACACACUCCAACUUUCUCUUUACUUUUCUAAGAGAAACCAAUCAUUUCCAAACCAACCAUCUCACUAUAUUAUAUGAACCAAACUCAUAACAUGCUACCAUCUUGUUAACCUCCACAAACUUUCAUCAUCUUUCACAAAAAUAAAUGAACUUCUACUAUAACUUUCACAAACCAUAAACUUGUUCUUUUCAUCAACUUUAUUACAAAGCUCACCAUAAAACACCAUUUAUCUCUUUCACAAAAGCAUACAAAUAACCUUUUCUUCUAACUACACAAAUAUCACUUACUCUUUAUACCAUAAACAACUUCAAAACCUCUCAAAUCACCAAACUCCCAACAUAACAAUAAAAAACAAAAUUCAUAAAAACUCCACCUUUCUCAUGUAAACACCAUAUCACCGUGAACAUCUCACUUCAACACCUUCACAAACUUCACUCUCAUACAUCAACACAACUACCACUCAAGAUAAUAAGUCCACCCAUAUUUCAAUAUCCUCUCUCCCACUUAAUGUAAAGAGAACAAAAUAAAAAGUUAAAAUAAUCACAAAGAAAAACCACAACAUAAACUUCACUACCAUCACCACCUCACACAACCUUCGGAACAGUCGCUGCAGCACCGUUUCCAUCAAUUUUAUGUCAGCUCCGGUGACGACGGGCCACCUUAACUCCGUCCGACCCACCACCGUGAACACCAACCGCAUCGCUGCUUCAUCACUUUUGAUCGGUAAAAUGGCUAUUAUGAAGUCAAUUAUUCGUGCAAGAGACAAGAGUGUAAAAUUUGAAGUACAUUGGAGUGCUGAAGACCAACUAAUUUUUUUUCAUCAGGCUUGUGUCUCAAUAGAGGAUGGGUAUCUGCCUAAAGUUACUUUUGUAGUGGUCCAAAAGAGACAUCACACCCGUCUCUUUCCUGUCAACCCCAAAGAGACCGAUAGAAGUGGAAAUAUUAUGCCAGGAACCGUGGUAGACACCAGCAUUUGUCACCCUAGGGAAUUUGAUUUUUACCUUAACAGCCAUGCAGGAAUUCAGGGGACUAGUCGACCAACGCAUUAUCAUGUGCUGUAUGAUGAAAAUAAAUUCACUGCAUACCAGCUACAGAGUUUGACCAAUAACUUGUGCUACACUUAUGCGAGGUGUACUCGAUCUGUCUCAAUAGUUCCUCCUGCCUAUUAUGCACACUUGCUAUUAUUCACCAUUGGUGGAUGGGCGUUAUUUUGUUUAGUAUUGGUUAGAACUACUAGACAGCUUUUGGAUACAGUGGUCACUGGGUGUUGGUUGCUAUGGAUCUUUCGAGACUAAUAGUGUAUUAUCUCGAUUCGUUAUCGGGUGAUUGGAGUAAAUAUCCGAGUAUGAAGAAGACGGUUGACGCUACUUUGAGGAAUACAAAUCUUACUCAAGAGCUCAUUUGGAUGAAAUGAAGGAUGAAUUGUGUCAAUUCAUUGUUGAUCAAAGAAUCAUAUAGCUAGGUUGUAUAUUGUUGUACAUAUAUGUAUGGAAUGUUGUUG